Molecule: messenger RNA, 730 nt
Organism: Rhinopithecus roxellana (golden snub-nosed monkey)
Lineage: Eukaryota; Metazoa; Chordata; Mammalia; Primates; Cercopithecidae
Product: high mobility group nucleosome-binding domain-containing protein 3-like
Exons: 2
Coding region: 108-347 (79 amino acids)
Biological process (GO): chromatin organization
Cellular component (GO): chromatin; nucleus
Molecular function (GO): nucleosomal DNA binding
Source: RefSeq, a predicted model, not a curated record
UAUGCUGUGCCCUGUGCGUGAGCAGCUGCAGUGGCAGAGGCAGCAUCCAGAGGCAGCGCAGCAGUUCCACCCCAUUGCUUUACUUUUUGCUGCAUGACAUAGCCACUAUGCAGAAGAGAAAGUCUUCAGAGAAUACAGAGGGCAAAGAUGGCUCCAAAGUAACUAAACGGGAGCCCACAAGAUGGUCUCCCAGAUUGUCAGUAAAACCUCCUCCACCAAAACCUGCACCCAAACAAAGAAAAACAUCUGCUAAGAAAGAACCUGGAGCAAAGGUUAGCAGAGGUGCUAAAGGGAAGAAAGGAAAAGCAGGAAGCUGGAAAGGAAGGCACAGAAAACUGAAUCUGUAGUUAACUAGGGAGAAUAAAUUGUCAUGAAAAACUGGGGUUAAUUUUAUGUAUCUCUUGGGUCAACUUUUGAAAGCUGUUUUUACUAUUUUCUAAAUGCUAAUUUUUUAGGACUCUACUAGUUGGCAUGCAAAAAUAUGUAAGGAUCAACAUUUUACCCUCUCAUAAUCACGCUUUUUGGAAAUUUCCAUCAUCCUCAAGUAAAAUAAAUAUCAGUUGAAUAUUGGAAGCUGUGUGUAAGAUGGAUUCAGCAUUCCACGCACUUGCUUUAAAAUUUAGUCCUGUGUAUACUGUGGUGUUUUUGCUGUGCAUAUUUGAGUUUUUCAUGCAGUUUUUCUAGAGCAAUAAUCAGUGAUGCUUUUGUACCUAGGUUUUAUGUGAUUUUA